AUGCCGCGAUCCGGUCCUCCUUCCGGUCCGUCAAGUUUGUUGCCUACGCAGGUUGCCCCGCCGUCAUCAUAUUACGAUGUCGACGACGAGAAUACCAGGCCGCCCGGCACGCAACGCCGCAAGAGCGGUUUGUUUGGCUCGCUCCGCGGAUUGCGCCUCCGCAGCCCCCGCGUGUCUGUCACGUCGCUUCCGGCGACCGGAAUAGCAUCAGGCCCGGCGUCUGCAUCCCCACGGAUUUCGGUUUAUGACCCGUCAUACAAUCCGCGCACCUCAAUCGUCCGCCCUCAGUCCCCGACGCUGGGCUCCCUGCCACCACGGCCUGCCUUCCGCCAUGACGGUAUCGCAGCUCCUGAGCGCGCAGCACCUCCUGUGCCACCCGGAGCUGGGCCGAUGACGAUAGGUAUCCAUGCCAGGACCGCUUCUGGCGCCCCUAUCUGGCCUGGGCUUGGCCCACUAACGGGCACGCCAGCAAUGCCGAGCCCUGCGCUGACGGAAGUAUCGGGGCGCGCACCAGAGGGGUUGCUCAACCCGCAGUGGCUCAAUGCUGAGGGCAUGCAGAGCCAAGGCGCGAUCAGCUUCAGGGAUGACAUGGACUAUUCUCGUCCCAUUGGAGGCCUGGUGAAUAACCGGCAGUACAGCCGCACGACCAUUCGAAGUGUCUCUACAGGCAGCUCGUAUCGUCACAACUCGCUCGAGUCGCACCAGACCGGCGAUACGCAAAUGCCUGCGCCAGCACCCGCAGGUGCGUCCGCGACCGAGCUCCAGGUCACGACACAGGCGCCGUUCCCUGCCACGCCAUCUGGUGAGACCGAGCCGUUCUCCUGA
This is a messenger RNA of Dichomitus squalens LYAD-421 SS1, 825 nucleotides long. RefSeq lists its product as uncharacterized. The transcript is spliced from 2 exons. NCBI's taxonomy places the organism in Eukaryota, Fungi, Basidiomycota, Agaricomycetes, Polyporales, Polyporaceae. The coding region runs from base 1 to 825 and encodes 274 amino acids. The record is from RefSeq and is a predicted model, not a curated record.